CGGCGCGGGCGCGGCUGGGCGGGGGCGGGGCCGGGGCCGUGAGGGAGAGGCCGCCAUGCUGCGGGAGCUGCGGCGGCGCUGGCGCUCGUACAAAUACCGCUUCGUGCCCUGGCUCGCCCUCAACCUCCGCCGCCAGCGCAGGACCCUUCGAUAUGUUCCUGAAAGCUCUCAAGACAAAAUUGUUGCUGAUGAAGAUGUCUUUGAAACUCUGCUGAAAACAUUUAAAGCUCUGUUCAUAAAUGACUUAAGCAGACAAGCAGAUAUUCUGGCCUUACUUCCAGAAGUCAAGUGUCAGUAUCUGGAAUUGCUCACUGUGGAGCAGAAGCAGCCAAAAGUAAAUUCCUGUAACCGCCAGGGUCAGCACGUGUUUACUCCUGAGGAAGUUCUGUUUAACACUCUUGGGUUCACGGUUAGCAGAGACCAGAGUUCCCUGGUGUCUGCUGGAACUGGAGUCUUUGUUACCAAAGGUUUUGUACCGAAAGGGACGGUUGUGUCUAUGUAUCCUGGUACAGUAUACAGAAAACAUGAGCCCAUCUUUUUCCAGUCCCUUGGCAAUCCCUUUAUUUUUAGGUGCAUUGAUGGUGUCCUUAUUGAUGGGAACGAUAAAGGAUUGUCAAGAUCAGUGUACAGGUCGUGCAGCAGAAGAGAUCAGCUUGGCCCUGUCCAAAUGAGUGAUGAGAGCUGGCUGACAGCAUCCCCGCAAAACCCACUGGCAGUGGGACAGUAUGUCAACAACUGCUCACAUGAAAAAGCAGCCAACGUGUGUUAUCAAGAGUUUGAUGUGCCGGGACAUUUUCCAGUGGAACUGAAACAAUAUCUUCCAAACAUCGUCUACAGCCAUGACACAGAGAGGUUGGCAACAAGUGAAAGAGCUCGUAUAUUUGUAUGACACAAAGCAUACUGCAUGUGUAAAGAAAAGACAGACAUGGUUAAAAAAUAACAAACUGUAUGAAGAUGACUGACACAAAAGUGUGCAACUGUGUUUGGGAGUUACCUCUCUGAAUAGACUAAUUUUAUUUACAAGACCCUUCAUUCCUCUUUCCACAUUUUCGCUAAUGAAAUCAGCCUAGCUCUGCAGGCACAGUUUUACAAGCUAUUGUUGCACUAUAGUGCAAUUCUUCUGAAUCCCAUAAAGCACUAGUUGUACUUUGUAUUACAGUACUGAGACAUUUCAAUACCCGUCUCAAAUCUACUUCAGCCUUGACCAAAGCCCUUCUGAGAUAAUUCAGAUUUAGGCUUCUUACUCUCUUUUUGUCAUGUCUUCUGAUUAUGUAACAAAUAAGCAGAUGAAUUUGCAAGAGGAAACCUAAAAUUGUAUUGAGACAAGUGAGAUGCUGUGCAGUAUAAAGUUACAAUACUUAAAGUUACAAUACAAUUAGUAAAAGUCCAACAUCCCAGUUAUGACUUAAAAGUCCACAUUUUUUCUUUGAAAGAUGGAAAUCUUUCUCAGAUAAUCCUCUUCAUUUCAAGAAUGUUUAAGAAUUUUAGAGCAGAUCAUCUGAACUUCGAUGUAAUUCUGGAGUUAAAUUUAAGUACUCUGAAGUUUUCAUUGGAGAAGGUUAUGGUGCAUAUUGGAAAAAUGGCUUUUCUGAUUAAACUUUAGAGUUUGUUGAGUCAAGGUUAAAGAUGCACUUGGAAUCUGCAUAUAAUUAAAUAAAUGCUAAUAAAAUAAGCAGUAGGGCUAAAUUAUCAGGGAGCCUGGAUGCUGUACUUGAAGUGUGAAAGCACACAGACUAUGGGACUGCUUCAGGAAGGGGGACUUCUGCUCUUGCUUGGAAUCCAUCCAAGAAAAUAAGGUCUUCUGGUCAUCAUUUCUCACAGUGGACAGCCACCAGACGAAAGAUCCCAUCUGCUUCUAGGUGCUUGUUUUGAUACUGAUGUAUGCAGUGCUGACAACGUAGAUUAUAUGGUUUCUAGAUCCUCUUGUGUCUUAUAGAAGAGUUCUCACUACUUACUUACCUUGUUGUUUCAUAAGUUUCAAAAUGGCCUCACACCAAUUUUUUAAUAGCAGAGACUUGGGCUGAUGCUGUUUUCCACUUCCUGGUUCAUCAGUAUCCAAAGCAUGUGCUCUCCUUCCUAGAACACAUCUGGUGUAGGGCACCAUCAUUUACUGAAAGGAAGUUCAGAGGGGUGGGUUUGUACAUUUCUCUGUGAGAAAUUGCCUGCCAGCCCCUGAUACCAGCUGACUGAGGGAGCUGGGGAUGUUUAUCCUGCAGGAAAGGAGACUCAGAGGUGACCUUAACACUCUGCAACUCCCUGAAAGGUGGCUGCAGUCAGGUGGGGUUGGUCUCUUUCUCCAGGCAACAACUGACAGAAUGAGAGGAUACAGUCUUAAGUUGCACCAAGGGAAAUAUAGGUUGAAUAUUAGGAAAAUGUUUUUUACAGAAAGGGUGAUAAAGUACUGGAAUGGCCUGCCUGGGGAGAUGGUGGAGUCACCACCCCUGGAUGUGUUUAAGAAAAGAUUGGAUGUGGCAUUCAGUGCCAUGGUUUAAUUGAGGUGUUGGGGCACGGGUUGGACUUGGAUGAUCUUGGAGGUGUCUUCCAGCCCAGUGCUUGUGUGAUAACUGAUGUGAUACCUGACCCAUCACUGCAGAUGAUCUGGUGCAGUUCGGGGCUGUCCUCUGGGCGGCAGUGGGCCUUGGGAGAGGCGCUGCAGCCGGCCGGCACCUGCACGCAGGCGUGUCCGCAGGGGCGCCCUCUGCCGCGUGAGCUUUGCUGUAUCUUCUCCUGCCUGAGUCAGUGUGUCUCUUGCAGUCUUGACCAAUUCCUGUCGUCUCUGAGUGACUGCGUGGAACAAUUGAAUGGAAACAUUUUUUGCAUACGCACAUAGGCUGUGUUUUUUUGAUAAUUAUAUUGGUUUUGCUUAUAUUUGCUGUCUGUGUUCCAGUGCUGUUUUUCCAUGAUCCCUACCUUGCAUUAUGCAUAUCACUCAAAAUGUAUCUAGAUGAUGCCACUGGUUUAGCUUCUUGAAAUGAAGAAUUGAGAACAAUUCAAAGGAAAAUAUAACUGUUCACUUUCACAUAUGUUGCUUCUUCUUCUU
Prinia subflava (tawny-flanked prinia) is the source of this 3040-nucleotide messenger RNA. It is a transcript of the gene SETD9, whose product is annotated as SET domain containing 9. NCBI's taxonomy places the organism in Eukaryota, Metazoa, Chordata, Aves, Passeriformes, Cisticolidae. The record is from RefSeq and is a predicted model, not a curated record. Bases 56 to 889 code for a protein of 277 amino acids. The transcript has 5 exons.